AUGGGCUCGCACUCGCAUCCGUCGGCUCAAGGGGCCAUGGCUCCAGUGAGCUUGUGGCAUGGUUGGUUGGCCGCCGCACAGUUGUUCACAGCUUGGGCGGCCUCGUUGCCCAGGCAAAGGGGGAAGGCUGACCGGCCAGGUGGCCGUGGCGCUCGCAGCUGCGCGCGGGAGCUUGCCAGGGCACGCUCUGCUGAACGGCCUGGGGCGAGGUGCCCUUGUGCCCGCGCCUUACCACCUCUCGCUCGCUGCCGUUUGAUCACUUUCGUUUCUCUCCCCUCACAUCUGCAACACCUGACCCUGGAGAGAAACGUCGACAAACAUCCUGCGUGCGCCGGGAAGAAGCACGAGCGGGACGAAGCUGCAAGGUUCGGCAUCUUUGCCUUGUCGUCUUUUGCCUACGAAAGUCAGUCUUUUGGUUCGUUCGCAGUCGCGCCUGCCUCGUGA
Molecule: messenger RNA, 444 nt
Organism: Purpureocillium lilacinum
Lineage: Eukaryota; Fungi; Ascomycota; Sordariomycetes; Hypocreales; Ophiocordycipitaceae
Source: RefSeq, a predicted model, not a curated record